Babesia bigemina is the source of this 1425-nucleotide messenger RNA. RefSeq lists its product as hypothetical. NCBI's taxonomy places the organism in Eukaryota, Apicomplexa, Aconoidasida, Piroplasmida, Babesiidae. Bases 1 to 1425 code for a protein of 474 amino acids. The record is from RefSeq and is a predicted model, not a curated record. The transcript has a single exon.
AUGUAUAGCCGCAGGAGUGAGGAAAUUACACGCAUCUCGCAACGGCUCGCGGGCAUCCACAUCCCCGUGUUCUGCGUGCUGGAGUCCCAUAUGGGCGAUCCUGUUCUAUCGCAUUGGAUUGGAGCGGAUGGCGUAGUUGCCGGAACGGCGCUGGGCAGAGUUUCCGCUUACCUAUUCGACAACUCUGCUCCGAGAAUAGCUAAGUCAUCUACGACUGUGGAUGCAAAGGAUGACGGCGGUUCAAACUCCAAGCUAGACCAAUCGAGUUCCAAGCCGUCCGAAACAGCGCAGGAAAGUAGUACGUCCGCCCACGGGGACGACUCUAAAAGCGACGCUACACUACCAUCGGCAACAAACGCUGCCGUAGGAGGCGUGGAAUCGCCGGAGACGUCGCCUGCAAAUCCGGAUGGCACAGUGGCUAUUCACGUGGCCGAAGACGAGUGUGAUGUAGAUAAAGGCGAUGAUUCGUGCGGAUGCGAUAGUCGGAAGUUUCCGAACUUGGCAUCUCUAUUUGGAACCGUAAUGAACUAUAUAAGGUGUGGCAAAAGCGGUGCAGAUCCUGUGCGAUUAGACGACGUGUUGCCUGGACGGUACACUGUAUUCGCCUCCUUCUCCGACGAACCAAUACGUGCUGUCUUUAUUCACAGAAGACAGUUGUACUGCCUCAUUGGCACGAGCUUAAUCUCUGUAUACGACGUUGACAAAUAUGCUCUUCUCAACGAGUAUCGACUGUCUCUCUCGCGCAACGCCGGCUACAAGCAAAUCGCAUUUGCCGCUUGCAAAAUUCUGGUGGACUGCAUGCGCGGUUCAACUAUCCUCGAUCCAGUGGCGAAGAGGCAGACAAGUUCCACUCACAGGGUUUAUCCGUCAAACGUUUUAGAUUUCAACGGGACUGAGAUGAUGUGUUACUACCGCAACGUCAACAAGUACUUCGUGCAAGUGCUCACAUUAGACAGAUACGUAUCGAAGAAGGUCUUAUUCUCAAUCUCGAUGCCUAAGAGUGUCUUCCUUGUGACCCACGGUAGGUUUUGGGGUAGCGACAAGCUGGUGGUGGUUACUGACAUGCUAACUAUCAGCGUGUACAAGUACCACGAAGUUACCGUCCCAAUCGCAAAGCGUCGUUCAAGAGUAGACAUAGUGGCACUGUGUGGCGGUUUCAGCGAUUUCCUCGCGGUGCUGAUGAAGGAUUCUACGAUAAAACUGCUUCAUGGACACACCUUGGAAACCUUCUUCAGGAUCCCGCUCUACCCUGCAACAUUUGAGUUGGGUUGGCCAUACACGCUGAUCAACUACGGCGACAUAAUGUCGUUCACGUCUGACGAAGGCGUGUACUGCCUCAGAUUACCCAGCAAGGUCAUUGCAGUGGCUAGCGAAUGGAAAGAUAACGGUUCUUCAGUUGAUCACGACAUUCACGGAGAGACAUGA